GGUUCUGGGCUGUCAUGGAAGGCCUGGUGAUGAGAUGGAGAGCACUGGCCACCCUGGCCAGCUGCAGACUCCAGCUCUCCAGGACUGUCCCCAGCAGACUCCACCACUGUGCCCCAGCAACAGGGAGGCGCUUGCUGCUGUCCCGCAUGUUCCAGCCACAGAACCUGCGGGAAGACCAGGUGCUGUCCCUGGAGGGCAGGACUGGCGAGCUGACAUGUAAGAGCCAGCGGCUGAUGCUUCAGGUGGGCCUCAUCCACCCAGCAAACCCCGGCUGUUACCACCUUCUACCUUACACCGUGCGUGCCAUGGAGAAACUGGUGCGAGUGAUAGACGAGGAGAUGCAGGCCAUUGGGGGACAGAAGGUCAACAUGCCCAGCCUCAGCUCUGCAGAGCUCUGGCGUGCUACCAACCGGUGGGACCUGAUGGGCAAGGAGCUGCUAAGACUUAGGGACAGACACGGUAAGGAAUACUGCUUAGGGCCAACCCACGAGGAGGCCAUCACGGCUCUGGUUGCCUCCCAGAAGACUCUGUCCUACAAGCAGCUUCCUUUCCUGCUGUACCAGGUGACAAGGAAGUUUCGGGAUGAGCCCAGGCCCCGCUUUGGUCUUCUCCGUGGCCGAGAGUUUUACAUGAAGGACAUGUACACUUUCGACUGCUCCGCCGAGGCUGCCCAGCAGACCUACAGCCUGGUGUGCAAUGCCUACUGCAGCCUGUUUAACAGGCUGGGGCUGCCGUUCGUCAAGGUCCAGGCCGACGUGGGCAGCAUCGGAGGCACCAUGUCUCAUGAGUUCCAGCUUCCAGUGCAUGUCGGUGAGGACCGGCUUGCCAUCUGUCCCAGCUGCAGCUUCUCGGCCAACGUGGAGACACUAGACUUGUCACAGAUGAACUGCCCUAUGUGCCAGGGUCCGCUCUCUGAAACCAAAGGCAUUGAGGUGGGGCACACAUUUUACUUGGGCACCAAGUACUCCUCCAUCUUCAAUGCCCAGUUUGCCAAUGCCCACGGCAAACCGUCGCUGGCCGAAAUGGGGUGCUACGGCUUGGGCGUGACGCGGAUCUUGGCCGCUGCCAUUGAAGUACUCUCUACUGAGGACUGCAUCCGCUGGCCUGGGCUCCUAGCCCCUUACCAAGUCUGCCUCAUCCCACCCAAGCAGGGCAGCAAGGAGGAGGGGGCUGCAGAGCUCACGGAGAGCCUGUGUGACCACAUCGUCAAGGCGGUGCCACAGCUUCAGGGUGAGGUCCUACUGGACGACAGGACUCACCUGACCAUUGGGAACAGACUGAAAGAUGCCAACACGCUGGGCUACCCCUUUGUGAUCAUUGCUGGCAAGAGGGCACUGGAGGACCCUUCACAGUUUGAGGUUUGGUGCCAGAACACCAAUGAGGUGGUCUUCCUCACCAGAGAAGGGGUCAUAGAGUUACUGAGUUCGGUGCAGGUCGUCUAAAUGUACCCCACCUCACCCCUGCAGC
Molecule: messenger RNA, 1467 nt
Organism: Elephantulus edwardii (Cape elephant shrew)
Lineage: Eukaryota; Metazoa; Chordata; Mammalia; Macroscelidea; Macroscelididae
Gene: PARS2
Product: prolyl-tRNA synthetase 2, mitochondrial (putative)
Exons: 1
Coding region: 15-1442 (475 amino acids)
Biological process (GO): prolyl-tRNA aminoacylation
Cellular component (GO): cytoplasm; mitochondrion
Molecular function (GO): proline-tRNA ligase activity; ATP binding
Source: RefSeq, a predicted model, not a curated record